CGCCAUUAUAUGGCCGCCCCGCCGGGGAGGGGGGAGGAGGAGGAAGAGGAGGAGAAGGACAAGGACGUGCGGCGGUGUCUGCGGCCAUGGCGCUGAACCCGGUGCUGGGGAAGCUGGUCAGCAAGAGGGUGGUGCUGGCCAGCGCCUCGCCGCGCCGCCAGGAGAUCCUCACCAACGUGGGCCUGCGGUUUGAGGUAGUUCCAUCCUGGUUUAAGGAGACACUUGAAAAGUCAUCUUUUGCAGCCCCUUAUGAAUAUGCUGUAGAAACUGCAAAGCAGAAGGCCCUGGAAGUAGCAAACAGAAUGCACGUAAAACACCUGAGGACACCUGAUAUUGUUAUAGGAGCAGACACUAUUGUGUCCGUGGAUGAGCAGAUCCUGGAAAAACCAGUUGAUAAGCAAGAUGCAUAUAGGAUGUUGUCAAGGCUGAGUGGGAAAGAGCACAGUGUUUUCACAGGAGUGGCUAUUAUACACUGCAGCAGUAAAGGUAAUCAGCUAGAGACAGAGAUCACUGAUUUCUAUGAAGAAACUAAAGUAAAAUUUUCAGACCUUUCUGAAGAGCUGUUAUGGGAGUACAUUCAUAGCGGGGAGCCUAUGGACAAGGCUGGUGGAUAUGGAAUCCAGGCCCUUGGUGGGAUGUUAGUUGAAUAUGUCCAUGGAGACUUUUUGAAUGUGGUGGGAUUUCCUCUGAAUCACUUCUGCAAAAAGCUAGCAGAAUUGUACUACCCACCCCCCAAACACACUGUACAGCAUAUAAAGCAUGACUCUAUCCCUUCUGUGGACACUUUUGAGAAUUUGAGUGAUGGAGAAAGUGAGUCAUCAAAUUUCACAGAGCAUAAAGGUGCUAAAAAGUUGGACAGCAGUAGUAUGUGUCCCUCAAGACCUGUUUACAACUGUGAGAACAGCUCUAGUGUCAGAACUGACUCUAUGGUACCUUUGGGAAAUCAGAACGGAGCAUCAGAAAGUGCAGCAAAACUUCCAUCUAAAAUUGUAGACCUGAUGGAUGGUUUUAAAGCCUCAAAGGCGCUGUUUGUAGCCUCUAAGCUGAAGGUGUUUGAUUAUUUGAAAACUAAAGGUCCUCUGAAAGCUGUGGAUGUUGCAAACGAGGUUGGAACCUCAGUGUGUGGAACAGAAAGACUCCUUGAUGCCUGUGUGGCUCUUGGAUUGCUGGAGAAGACAUCACAAGGCUACAGUAAUACAGAUUCAGCAAAUACUUACCUGACAUCAGAUGGUGAAUACUCACUUCAUGGCUACAUUAUCCACUCUAACGAUCAUCUCUGGCCUCUCUUUACAAACCUGGAGUCUGCUGUUAGAGAGGGAAGCAGACAGAACCAUCGAGCCUUUGGAAGGAAAGCAGAGGAUUUAUUUAAGGACUAUUAUCACAGCCAGGAGGUGAAGCAGCGUUUUAUGGCUGCCAUGCACAGCAUUGCCCACCUGACAGCACGAGAUGUGGCUACAGCAUUUGAUCUUUCACAGUUUAAGUCUACUUGUGAUUUAGGAGGUUGUACUGGAGCUUUGGCUCAUGAAUUAAUACAAAUAUACCCAAAUAUGAAGGUUACAGUGUUUGACCUUCCAGAAGUCAUUGCAAACAUCUCUUACUUUCAGCCUUCAGAACAAUGCGCAGCUCCAGUGACAUUUUUAUCAGGUGACUUCUUCAAAGAUAAUCUUCCAGAAGCAGAUCUUUAUAUCCUUUCACGCAUUCUUCAUGACUGGCCAGAUGAAAGGAUUCAUGUACUGCUAAGUAAAAUAUCAGCUGUUUGCAAACCAGGAAGUGCCUUGCUAGUGGCAGAAAUUGUGCUUGACAAGCAGAAGACGCACCCUGCUAGAGCUGUGCUACAGUCCCUCAGUAUGACUGAAGGCAAGCAGAGAAGUGGCUCGGAAUAUAAACAGCUACUGGAGAAAUAUGGAUUCACAGAUGUACAAAUUAAGAUCACAGGAACCUUACUAGAUGCUGUUCUAUGCUUCAAGAAGAAUCUGUCACCUUAGUGUGAACAGAAGUAACAUGGGAUGAUGAGUUCUUAUAACACUUAUGCUGGUUGACGAUGUCAGUUUAAGAUUGUUUUGACCCUGUAUGUGAAACAUAAUUAUUACAGGCUUUGAAUAAAAAGUUGGACUGUUGCUUGUGCAGGAAUGAGUUCUAUGCUUUAAAAAGUAUUUGGGGCAGAUUGAAAGCUGUGUAUGAAAAAACUUUUGUACACUUUGGCUAGUCCGCAGACUAUGUUCAACUUGGAGUUGAUGUAGCUGUAUAGCAGCAAGUUAAAAAUGACAAGCUUUCAUGAGCCUCAUUAAUAUCUGCUUUCUUGGGCCUUAAAGCUACAGAAUUCUCCCUCUGCAAUAUAUUCAGUGGUCACUACUCAUUUUUAUCAGAAAUGUAAAAAUAAUAAUGAUACUCUAUCAAAAUCAGGAUGGUAGUCCUCUUUUUCACUUUUGUGGGGCUUUACUGAAAAGCAACUGAAGGAUAACAUUUUUAGGCUUUUUUUUUUUUUUUUUUUUUGCCUUGGGCAAAAGGGAAAAUAGAACAAAGCUCCAACAUGUUCCUACAAGAGCAGUAGUGUCACGAGCUUCAGCAGCCUCUAACCUCCAGACAUAAUAUAUACCCCACAGGCUGCAAUUGAGAGCUGUUCCUAUUGGUUCCUAUCAGUUUUGUUUCUUCUGAAUACAGAUCUGUGACUACAUACGACUUCUGUCUCAUUUGGCAUGAAUCCUAGGUGUUACAGUUUUCGUAAGAGAAUAUGUAUGAAUAGAAAUUUUAGCAGCUUCUUCAUGUUCCAGUUUUUAACUAGAGAAUUAUAUUCUCUAUCCCCUCUCCUCAAGUAACUCAUCACUUAGGUCACCACUCUUAACCUUUGUUUUUUCCUGAUACUUCAUUGGCAUUCUCCUAGAUUUAAAAUCCAGUUUGUGGUGGAAGCUUUCCUGGAGAUUAAAGUUGCUUUCCAGAACUA
This is a messenger RNA of Anas platyrhynchos (mallard), 2941 nucleotides long. It is a transcript of the gene ASMTL, whose product is annotated as acetylserotonin O-methyltransferase like. NCBI's taxonomy places the organism in Eukaryota, Metazoa, Chordata, Aves, Anseriformes, Anatidae. The record is from RefSeq and is a predicted model, not a curated record. Gene Ontology annotation, molecular function: O-methyltransferase activity; nucleoside triphosphate diphosphatase activity; protein dimerization activity.